AUGAGUCCAGAUGAAAAGAAAGGGGGUAAACCACAUAUAAUGGAGAAGAGUUGGGACUUUAUAUCUUGUAUGAAUGAUUGCGGUAUGGUGGAUGCUGGUUACAAAGGCCUUAAAUUCACAUGGUGUAAUGCUAGGGAAAUAAGCGAAAUAAUAUGUAAAAGGAUGGACAGAACGUUUACUAACCAACAUUGGACUGAUAGUUUCUCCAUUAUUGAUAUUGAACACUUAGCAAGCAUAGGAUCUGACCACACUCAUAUGAUUGUGAAAUACUCUACAUCAGAACAUCCAAAAAUCAAGUAUUUCAAAAUUUUAAAUUCAUUGAUUGACCAACCUAAUUUUAAAGACGUGGUACAAGAAGCUUGGAAUGAAGACGUGGAUGGUAAUAGUAUGAGAAGAUUACAUCUCAAAAUAAAAAAUAUGAGUCGCAAACUUAGCCUCUGGUCUAAAGAGAAUAUUUGUAAUGUUUUUGAUAAGGUCAGAGAAUGGGAAGCUAAGAUGCUGGAUCUUGAAACUGACUACAUUGAGAAUGAUAAUGAUGAUUUGAGGCCUCAAAUUCAUAAAACUCAAGCUGAACAUACUAGGUGGUUGAAAUGUGAGCAAUCCAUUCUCAGACAAAGAGCAAAUAUCAUAUGGUUAGAGGAUGGAGACUCCAAUACAAAAUAUUUUCAUGUUGUUAUUAAUGAAAAGAGAAGGAGAGCUACUGUUCGUAGAAUUCAAUCAGAAAAUGGUCAAUGGAUAAUAGGGGACGAUUAG
Molecule: messenger RNA, 753 nt
Organism: Solanum stenotomum
Lineage: Eukaryota; Viridiplantae; Streptophyta; Magnoliopsida; Solanales; Solanaceae
Exons: 1
Coding region: 1-753 (250 amino acids)
Source: RefSeq, a predicted model, not a curated record